CUGCAUGUCAGACGCACGAUCGGAUUACGACACGUUAUAUGAAUGUUAUACAAUAGAUUAGAUUGGUUUCUACAUAAUACACUUUUACGUGACUUUUACGUGAUAAUGACCUAAUCGGGAACGAAAGCAAUCACAUAAACGUCCCUGACCUUACUAGCUCUUCUGAUUUUCCUCUAUUUAUUUGUAAAAUAGAGAUAUUUGCGCGCAUUUAAGAAAAUAUGAUUGCUAUUUGUUACAUUUAUCAUCAUAUAUACAUCUAUUAUAAAAUCUUUCAGUGAUCUGUCAACUUGCAAUUAUAACCGAACGAAGAACUUGUAAUUUGAAACAGUUUUUAGCAGUUAAUGCGUGAUAAAUAGCAUUUGAUAAAAUCAAAUAUGUGAUUAGUCGCGGUGAAUAAUCAUCCGUUAAUUCUGUCUUUUCAAAUAUAAUCUUAGCAAUUCGUUCACAGUUGUCUCAUGAAAGUUGAUUGAUGAACGGCUUGUUUUAAAGCCGGGACCAGGAAGGAGUCUGCCUAACGAGAACGAGGCAAGCAACGAGGCAGACUCGACUUUCAGUCUCAUCUGUAUAAAUGGAUACUCUUCUCUUUUCAGAGCCGGUUUCCUCCACUGACGUUUUCUCCAUCACCAUUUUCUAAUUCUUGACAUCGACAUUUGGUUCAGUCUUCAGCAAAAAAUCAUCAAUCCAAUUAAAAAAAUUGACUCUUAUUAAUAGAAACUUAUGAUACCUUGACAAUUGAUUAUUAAAAAUACACACUCGCUACUUUAAUAGCCUCACAAGGAAUAAAUGCCGUCACCUCUUGUUAUCGUCGGAUAACAACGUUGGUUGGCGAUGUAUUCUUCUAAAUCUGUUUCUCAUCAUGUGACGACACCGACUACGUAUAUUUUACGAUGUCUGGUGGUUGUCACUAUGAUCGUCGCUGCGGCCACGUUUUUGCAUGUUAACAAUUAUAGGCCCAAACAAACAUUCCUAUCCUGUGACAGACCAUGUCAUCAUUUGGAUUGGCCUAUGAUCUGUCGAGUGAAACUCACGUUAGAAGUCUUCCAAUCGCUCAGCAAAUCAUGUGGUGACUGUCCAUUGAAUCAGACGGCUUGCUUGGCCAAUCAUUGCAUUUCCGCGGAUGGACAGAGACGAGGUAUACUUACGGCCAAUCGUCAAAUGCCAGGACCUAGUAUUCAGGUUUGUGAAAACGAUAUCCUAGUGGUGGAUGUAAUAAAUCGUCUUCCUGGUAAAGCAGCUGCGGUGCAUUGGCGAGGACAAGCGCAAAUGGAAAUGCCUUACAUGGAUGGCACUCCGUUGGUCACACAAUGUCCAAUACCAAGUUACACCACUUUUCAAUAUAAAUUUCGUGCUUCCAUACCCGGCACACAUCUCUGGCAUGCACAUGCAGGAGCCGAUGUCACGGAUGGCAUUAUCGGAUCAUUGAUCGUGAGACAAGCGGACCUUCGAGAACCUCAUCGCGCCCUUUACGACAUCGACGAUCCCAAUCACGUAGUCCUGGUGACCCAAUGGCAACAUUCGCUUCCGGAAGUAUCGUUUAAUCAGGGUUAUUUGAAACCAGCGAUUCUUUUAAUCAAUGGGAAAGGUCGUCAACCCAACGGACCCGCAGUUCCUUUAAGUUCAUUCACGGUCAUUCCAGGACGACGUCAUAGAUUUCGUAUCGCUAAUGCCGGAGGCGCUGGUGCAUGUCCGGUGACGCUUUUCAUCGAUGGCCAUUCGUUUCUCUUGAUCGCGCUUGACGGACAUCCUAUAGAGCCACGACAAGUCACAUCGAUUACUCUGGCUAAAGGUGAAAGAGCGGACUUCGUCCUCAAAGCGAGCAAACGCAUCGGGUCCUACUGGAUGAAUGUGCACACAGCGAAAGAAUGUGGAACGAGCACGAUAAAUGGCGCAGCGAUGCUCAACUACAAAGGCAAUUCGGAAAAUCCUGCAGCAACGGCGGAAGUUAUCGAUCAGCGUGAUAUCGACGAGAUAGGAACAGACCGGGUGGCCGUGACGACGAAUCCUACCGAGAAAUGCGGCGACCGAGAGAAUUUAUGCGCUAUGGAUAUUCAAAGUAUUCGUAAAAUCCCGCAGACCCUUACUAAGCCCGGGACGGACGUGACACUGUAUCUACCGAUUAAUUACAAGAUGCAAGCGACGGAACUGAUAGGUAACAGUGGGACGGAGACGCGAGUGUUGAAUGUGAACAACGUCACUUUCACAUUUCCGCCGUCACCGCUGUUGACCCAAGGUGGAGACGUGUCCCCGGGGAUGCUGUGCACCAACAAGGAUGACAACGAGGAUGAUCUCAAUGAGAGCAAUGAGACCAUGUCGCGACGCCGAUGCCGUCAGGUCGGCGACGUCGGCGCUGAUGACAUAUGCGAGUGCGUACACGUGCGCCACGUGCCGCUCGGAGCAACUGUCGAGAUUAUUCUCUUGGACCAAGGCGGUUUGGAUGAUCUAGUUUAUCAUCUACACGGCUACAGUUUUUACGUGGUGGGCGCCCGACAAUUUGGGCGAAGUGUAUCACUGCAAGAGCUGAAAAAACUUGAUGAGAGAAGCCAACUGUUCUCGCGGAGUCUCGAUUGCGCAUUAAUCAAGGAUACCAUCGUCGUGCCUAAGUUUGGUGCAGUGGCACUGCGAUUUAAAGCCGACAAUCCAGGUUAUUGGAUGUUGCGGGAUGAGCACGCAACCGAUUGGACUCGUGGCUUAGAUGUUAUCUUGCAAGUUGGGGAACCUAGCGACAUGGUGGCGCCGCCACAGGAUUUUCCAAAAUGUGGAUCUUUCGUUGGACCCGAUUACUUCCUUAUAUAGACUGCUUAAUCGUUAAAUAUAUAA
Trachymyrmex cornetzi is the source of this 2817-nucleotide messenger RNA. Its product is annotated as laccase-4. The transcript is spliced from 10 exons. Bases 829 to 2793 code for a protein of 654 amino acids. Gene Ontology annotation, cellular component: plasma membrane. Gene Ontology annotation, molecular function: oxidoreductase activity; copper ion binding. Lineage: Eukaryota; Metazoa; Arthropoda; Insecta; Hymenoptera; Formicidae. Gene Ontology annotation, biological process: iron ion transport. The record is from RefSeq and is a predicted model, not a curated record.